UCUCUCUGCACGUCACAGUCCCAAGAAGCGCCGACACACUUCCUUUAGCCUACAGUCUGCCUCAGCGUUUCACACCGCUAGCAUCACCACCAAUAUUUCCAUCUGCGCCUAUCAAGAUCACAAUGGCAGUCGUUCGAGUUGGCGGGAUUGUUUGCGUCUUCAUAUUGUUAUCGUCAACGGGCAAAGCAGACAUAAAUGCUGAAUGCACCCAACUGCAACACCGAGCCUUGGUAGAAAUGUUCAGAACUCUUCCAGAAACGUACGUCCUUGCGGUGGGCUUGGGAAACAUCACUUUAUUUCCAGGAGUUCGAUUCAACCACGCUCUUUUGACUGAACUGGAUAGUUUGGUAAGGGGGCAGCUGAGAGCAUGCGUUCGACAGCGUAAGGUCGGCAACCUGAUAAGAUUUAAAGCUCCCAUCAAUAUCAUUCUGCCCUGGGAAACAUCCUGCCCCGGUGAGUCCGGAAACCUUACAGUAUCUCUGGCUGGCGUACAGGCCGAAACCGUCUUCAGCGUUGAAACCAGUGACAGCGGGGCUACGAUAAGUCUGGUGAACUUCUACGGUGCCAAAGUUGAUUCCAUCAGCAUAUAUAUGGAUGGCUCUGGAAUCAUUGCGCACACCCUCAUGAGUGUUGUUCAGGAAUCUCUACGUUCGCCUCUGAAGUCUCUGCUCUUGGAAAUAGUUACAUCUGCACUCAGGAACAUGUUCACGGAAGCAGCGAAAUCGUUUUCCAAGCCUGUGUAAGCGACCUCAUCAAUACUACACAGCUCCCUGUAAUCAUGAUCGUGCGGACAAGCACAUACGAAGGUAGGACGGACUAUCAUCGUAUCAAAUAAACUAACAGUGGUC
Molecule: messenger RNA, 848 nt
Organism: Dermacentor silvarum
Lineage: Eukaryota; Metazoa; Arthropoda; Arachnida; Ixodida; Ixodidae
Exons: 3
Coding region: 123-743 (206 amino acids)
Source: RefSeq, a predicted model, not a curated record